Strongyloides ratti is the source of this 279-nucleotide messenger RNA. RefSeq lists its product as hypothetical. The coding region runs from base 1 to 279 and encodes 92 amino acids. NCBI's taxonomy places the organism in Eukaryota, Metazoa, Nematoda, Chromadorea, Rhabditida, Strongyloididae. The record is from RefSeq and is a predicted model, not a curated record. The transcript has a single exon.
AUGAAAGGAGUCUUUGAAAAUAAAAUCUCUAUUACUGAAUAUGAUAUCAGAGGAAAUGUCUUUGCCAUCUUCAAAAAAGGUGAUAAAAAUUUUGAAAGCAAUUAUAGAUUCAUUAAUGCACUAAAUAGCCUUUAUAAACCACUAAUGAAAUACUUUAAUAAAUGUGUACGAGAUUGGUGUAGUAAUAUUAUAUCUGAUAACCAAUUUGCAGGAAAGCAAGGAUAUGAUGGAGCUUUAGACAUUGGUAUAACCAACAGAAUUCUACAAGAAAUGAGAUAA